Protopolystoma xenopodis is the source of this 1284-nucleotide messenger RNA. The record is from the annotation of a GenBank genome assembly. NCBI's taxonomy places the organism in Eukaryota, Metazoa, Platyhelminthes, Monogenea, Polystomatidea, Polystomatidae.
AUGGCUGGACUUUCUGGUCCGUCCAGGUACAUUCAGAAGGCUGGCUCACUUCGCCCAGGACAGACGCUGGACACAAUAGGUCUCUCAAGGUUCGAUUCGGACACCGGUAGACUUGGUCUAUUUGCGGCUGUCUGCAGCAUACCUAUGGCCUGUCGAGCCGCCUGUGAUCUGUAUGAAUUCGCCAACAGGGAGGCCUGGCUUGUAAACCCUCGUCUCAAAGAGCCCGGCCACAGAGCUGGCAAUCCGUUGUUCAGCCGUGGUGAGAUCACCCUGGCAACCGGGUAUGAGCUCACUGGGUCGGCACUCACACUUCAUCUGCUCCAGUUGAUCUCGUCUAUUUCACCAGAUCUUGAGUCCUAUCCAACGUUGGGCUAUUCUUCAGCCUCAGCGGCACCAAAGCCGGAGGUGUUUCUGUUGCAGAUUUUCAUGUGUCUGGCAAUCGGACUCACCAGCGCUGUUUGGAUCUGUUUGGUGAAAGGCAUCAACACUUGGCACCAGUUCUGUCGACAACGAUGCCCGCGACUUUCAGGCGCUCUUGGCUGUCUUCCUGUAGCCAAACGGCUCGCCUGUUGCACUUGCGGCCUGGAGACUGGCACCGGCUUGCAGACAUCUGCUAAGGCACGAAAACAUGUGACCCUACUGACGGGCCCGGCAGCGCUGUCGCCUUUCAAGACGCCCGUGGAGGCUGGUCGAGUAGCCGGUCCACCACACAACUAUGCAGUCUACCAACAGCUGGCACCGGGUCAGGCUUUCGGUCCGAGCCACAGUCUUUCAACUGGCCCGGGGUUCGAGCCCAGUGUCAUGCGACUUGCUGCCGCCUCCACUCCCGGGAACGCAGGUCACAUUUGCACAAAUGGUGGUAGUAAUUUGAAAAAAACAGCUAAUCUCUGUCAAAGUAACACUUCGGCAAGUCCCAACGACAGCAGCGGUGGUUACUACAGCAACACCAGACUUCUGGCCAGCCCGAAGGGUCAGACGGCUGGACUCGCUUCGCUGGGCAGCAAGAGUCUGACCAACUCUUCGUCGAUGUCGCCCUUCCUCACGGCAACCACGCUAGCGACAACAGGGUUCAUGGGCCUCGAGGCUAUUCCAUCUCAGACUGGCCCGCCUGGCAACGGCUGUCUCGUGGCAUCAUGUCCCCGGCCAACCGAGGCUCUAGAGACGCAGACAUUUCAGGGGUCAGUCGGUCCAAUGACCUGGUGGCCGGGGGGUGAGGUCGCCUACUCGCCGGACGCUGAUCGCCAGAAUGCGUUGGCAAUGGACCAAACACGCGAUCUAAUUUAG